GAGAGACUGCGGAAGGAGGCACACCGGUGGGCGGGUGAGGAAGGGGGCGGAGACCCCCUGAAGCUCCAGAAGGGACACCCAGACAGGGAGGGGCAAGGGUGCCCUCCCUUCCCGAAUUCCCUUUUCCGGGAGCAGACGGAUUGGGGAAACGCUCCAGACAUUGCCCACUUCAGGCUGUGUAAACGGUCUUUCUGUAUCCCUUCUGCUGCCAUCAGAUUCUUAGAAAUGCUCGUAAGCCCCCAGGACGCAAAGAGCGCAUUGUUGUGGACGGGUGCAACGGUGUGUCGCCCCUUUAAAUCCCUGACGCCCCCGACUGCUCCCCGCCCACCGCCUUCCGACCGGAGAAAGCCCCACCCAUCCGGCCUCAAUUGGAGCCUAGCGGCCAGCUCCGGAAAAACCUGUGGGCGGAGCUGGGAAAGAGUGACGGAAGACAGGCGCAAUGAAAUCCUCGGAGCCCUCUGAGGCUCCACCCAUCCCUCCUGACCCGGCCGGGCUCCCUCCGGAGUUGCCGGGGCAAGAACGCGCAAGCGCAACAGCACUGCUCGGGCCCCCCAGCGGAAACCACGCCCCUCCCUUAAGCCUUAAAGGGCCAGAAGCAGCUUCUGCUCUCGCCUUUAGGCACUUUUGGGGAGGCAGGGUGCGCAGGCGCAGUGGGGGAACUCUGGGGUGGGGGUAGCGGUCGUGUAUCAAGUUGCUCCCUGUCCCGGCAGAAGAAACGGGGACGUUGAGGGUCCAGGCUCUAGCUUGCUCCCUCCUGUAUCAGUUGGAGGAGAAAAGUUUGUGAAUUGGGCCCCCAAGUUUUGGGGGACCCGGCCUUGCGGCGUGGGGUGACAGAGGAGGCUCGUUAGAGCUUCCCCCAUGGAGCCCACCCAGCCUGCAGAAGACCUCGGUGUGACCCAGCAGCUUCCUAUCCCCGAAUUUGGGGACCCUGAAGAUCCUGGGGAUGAGGCCCCCGAUGGCUCAGACACUGUGGUGCUCAGUCUUUUCCCCUGCACUCUGGAACCUGGGAAUCCUGAACCGGACGCUGGUGCCUCCUCACCUCAGGGCGGCAGCUCCCUGAAGCAUUCCACAACCCUCACCAACCGGCAGCGGGGGAAUGAGGUUUCUGCCCUGCCGGCCACCCUGGACUCCCUGUCCAUUCACCAGCUCGCAGCCCAGGGGGAGCUGAGCCAGCUGAAGGAACAUCUGAGGAAAGGCGACAACCUCAUCAACAAGCCGGACGAGCAUGGCUUCACCCCCCUCAUCUGGGCCUCCGCCUUUGGAGAAAUCGAGACUGUCCGCUUCUUGCUCGAGUGGGGUGCUGACCCCCACAUCCUGGCCAAGGAGCGGGAAAGUGCCCUGUCACUGGCCAGCAUGGGAGGCUACACAGACAUCGUAGGGCUGCUACUCGAGCGUGAUGUGGACAUCAACAUCUACGACUGGAAUGGAGGGACACCACUGCUGUACGCCGUGCGUGGGAACCAUGUGAAGUGCGUAGAAGCCUUGCUGGCCCGAGGAGCUGAUCUCACCACUGAGGCUGACUCUGGCUAUACCCCAAUGGAUCUUGCCGUAGCCCUAGGAUAUCGGAAAGUGCAACAGGUUAUCGAGAACCACAUCCUCAAACUCUUCCAGAGCAACCUGGUGCCCGCAGAUCCUGAGUGAAGACUGCCUGCUGGGCACUCAGAUACUCAGGGAACAAAAUAGUUGACCCAGAGCUGGGGAAACCCAGAACUGGCUUCAAAGGCAGCUCCUGGACGGACAGUGGGAGGGGAUCCUUCCCAAGAGGAACCAAUAAACCUUCUGUGUGCGUAA
This is a messenger RNA of Enhydra lutris kenyoni (northern sea otter), 1791 nucleotides long. RefSeq names its product regulatory factor X associated ankyrin containing protein. NCBI's taxonomy places the organism in Eukaryota, Metazoa, Chordata, Mammalia, Carnivora, Mustelidae. The record is from RefSeq and is a predicted model, not a curated record. The transcript is spliced from 9 exons. Bases 859 to 1641 code for a protein of 260 amino acids. Gene Ontology annotation, cellular component: nucleus. Gene Ontology annotation, molecular function: protein binding. Gene Ontology annotation, biological process: regulation of transcription by RNA polymerase II.